This is a messenger RNA of Arabis nemorensis, 402 nucleotides long. Lineage: Eukaryota; Viridiplantae; Streptophyta; Magnoliopsida; Brassicales; Brassicaceae. The record is from the annotation of a GenBank genome assembly.
AUGGAGAGGAAUGGCAACCAAAACAGGUCUGAUGGCAACAAUCCGAGAGGACUCACUGUGCAGCAGCUACUCGAAGAGCGGGCGUUACUCAGGCGGCAGUUGCAGGUAGUCUUGCAACGCCGGCAGCUACUCCAGCAGCAGGAGGAUAUAGCAAGAGGGUUGCUGCAACUCACAGCACAACAGCAGUAUGAGCUACUCGAGCGGGAAUUCGUAAGGCAACGGGAAUUCACAGGACAGCAACGACAGCCACUCACGCUGGAAUUCACACAGCAGGCACUGCAACGUGCAAGACAGCAACAGCAGCAGGAACUCGUGCAACAGCAGCAUGAACUCGCGCAGGAACAGGAGAGACUCGAGCAGCAGCUGCAGGGACUUGCGCUGCAGGAACGCAACAUGCAGUAA